CAUCUUCGCUACUAUUCCAUCGCGAACGCCUCUCAAGCUUCGUAAGCCUCGAAUUUCCCCGCCGGCAAGCAAGAUUUGAACGACAUCAGAACGAAAUGGGGAGGGUUUUGCAAUGGCGGAUGCUGGUGCCGAUGAUGCUGUUUGCGGGACUUGGAGUCGCGGAUCGGGAUCUGGUGUUUCCCUACGUCGGCUUAGGCGACGCGGGCGUGGAUAAUGAUGAGUGGAAGGACUUUCAUGGCCGGGUUAUGGACGUGCAAAACGGCCUAACAACCUACUCCGUAGGCUGCGCCACCGACCCCUGCGCCGGCUGGGCCAACCUGCCCGAAUUCACCUACACAGUCGCCAUCGGCCCCAAUACCUUCGACAUGAAGUACACCGACGAGCCCGUCCUCUCCACCCACACUGCCUGCACCUUCACCGGCUCCCCUGCCACGGCUGCCAGCUGCGAAAUGACGAACGCGGGGACUAUUGCGCACUCUACCCUGGGCUAUGAGUACCAUUUCACGGUCCCGGGUUGGACGGGGAGCGGGAAUUGGGACUUGUGGAAUGUGCAGAGUGCGACGCUUCGGGUUGUUGAUGGGACGGUGGCUGCGAGUGGGAGUGCGACUAGUGGUGCUGUAAGUGGGAGUGGGAGUAGGAGUGGGAGUGCGAUGGUGACGCCGGCGCCGACGACCGGUACGGGUGUAAGUGGAAGUGGGCUGGCGCAAGCGAGUAGUACGGCGAGUACUGGGGCGGUGGUUAGGACGGGGGUGCCGGGGUGGCUGGUUGGUGUUGGGAUGGGAGUUGCUGCUGGUGCUGUGCUGGGUGUGUGAUGAACUCAUUCGUGAAGGGAGGGAGUAAUUCAGAAUACACUUUCAACGUUUACGCACCGUGUCCACGGAGAAUAGUACGGGGAGGCUGCUAGGAUUCAGUGCCAUCGGCAAUGGGGAGCUCGCCAGGGAGCCGGAUUUUGAAGGCAUCAUUGAGGUUUACCUGACUACUACUGGGCUCCAGUCUAGAAGCUGUCUUACUGCAUAAUUACCGCGAUGUUGCCUUCAAUCUCAUAUUCGC
Molecule: messenger RNA, 1050 nt
Organism: Trematosphaeria pertusa
Lineage: Eukaryota; Fungi; Ascomycota; Dothideomycetes; Pleosporales; Trematosphaeriaceae
Exons: 3
Coding region: 96-812 (238 amino acids)
Source: RefSeq, a predicted model, not a curated record